Mucor mucedo is the source of this 953-nucleotide messenger RNA. RefSeq lists its product as uncharacterized. The coding region runs from base 163 to 726 and encodes 187 amino acids. Gene Ontology annotation, cellular component: nucleus. The transcript has a single exon. The record is from RefSeq and is a predicted model, not a curated record. Lineage: Eukaryota; Fungi; Mucoromycota; Mucoromycetes; Mucorales; Mucoraceae.
GUUAUGGAAAACUGAGGAAAAUCGGUUGAGGUUAUCAAAAAGCAGGAGACUAAUUUUUAAGUUUAUACCCGGUCCUGGCCAGUCCAGGUAUGAUGAAAGUGCCAAAUAUUGGGACAGCGAUAUUGAAAAUGAUUUUUUUCUGGCUUUUCUUCAACGACAACAAUGGACGCUCCUGCUGAUUACGACAUUAAAGAUUAUGCCCAGUUGACCAACAACUGGAGCAAAGAUCCUACGGCAUACUUGGAUCGUUAUUACUCGCUUUAUUACAAAACGGUAGAUACCGAGGCCGAUCCUUUAGCCAACAGCGUAUACGUUCGACAAUCACCUAAUAAAGUUUGCGUUCUCGGUAUUGUCAGUCCUUCCACAGAUAUUGUUAAGGUCGUAUUGAACAAAAAUUUGGUUGGAGAGAAAGUAAAAAAGAACACGAUUCUUUGUGAAUUUAAGGAUGCCCAGGAUAAUGUGGUGGGACAUGUUAAGGCUGAAAUGGAAGGUAAAUUGUUGGAGCUGAAUAGUCGUUUAGAAAAGGAAGGAACUAGCUUACUAGCUAAUGGACAUCAUAUGGACACUGGUUUCAUUGCGAUAAUUCUGCCAAGAGUAGACGAUACCAAGGUUCAAUUAAAAGGCUACCAAACAGAGCAAGAAUACAAGGCCACACAAACUGCACGAAUUGUGAAUGAAAGCAGCCGCCCGAAUUUAGAAACUAAAUCUUCUUGCGUUAUUUCAUAAUUAAACAAAACCAGGAACCCAUAAUAAAGCCGAUAGAAAAGUGAAAACAAAUGUGAAAUAAAAAUUAAUAUAACGACAAUAUAUGUAAGUGGUAAAGAGGUCAACCUAAACUGUACAGAGAUGAAUCUGCAGUAUUAGCAGCAUAAUCGCAUAGAGUACGUUUUUGCGUAUUCUACGAUGUGCAUACUCGUAAAGAUAUACGCUAUAAGUACAUCACGAUCUCCUAC